AUGGCAGAAGAGCGAGAACUACCAUCAGAUGAAACACUCAUAGGACAGGGCAAUGAGCUGGGUGAGAGGGAGCUUGGGACCAGUGAGACGGAAAGGGGCCAAAGUAGAUGGACAGAAGAAGACUGGGACCUAUGGAAUAGAGGCUUAUGGGGUUCCAGAAAUCAACCACCUGGGUUCAAUGCAGCCACCGAAUUCAGGGUCACUCAGGGUAGUGCCGCUGCAGCACCAGAGUCAUUGGGAGACUCAGCUUCUGCAGAGAGGGCGCGCACUGAUCCUUGGGUCCAGCAAGAUCCCUGGCGACGGUGGAGCUCGGACCAGUGGUGGCAGCCCCAGGACAACGAGAAGGGAUACCAAAAGGGCGAUUUUAGCGAUCCUCCUGGUGGCCUGGUGACUCGAUGGGACUCAGCCACGGACGUCAAGUACUGGCGUCGCAGUGAGAAGAUUUUGAAGUCCAUGGAUUGGGAGCUUCAAUCACGUUUUGAGCACAUUCCCGAUCAUGAACUUCAGGGCAUGGGCUACUUGGCACACCUCUUCCAGGUUCUUGAUGUGCUGGCGGGUGAGAAGGAGUUCACCGAGAUGCGGAGGACUGUGAGAGCCGCGCUCUACGAAGGUGGACGCCGUAGUGACGAGUCACUGGGGCAAUAUUCCCUUAGAAGAGAAGCACAGUUCUCAACAGCUUCCAAAUACUUGGACAUCCCCAGCAAGUUGAAAGGGUUCAUGCUAGAAGAGCAAGCUGGGCUUUCGAAGCAAGCCCUGCAAAACCUGAGGGUCUUGACAGCCGGCAACUCAGAGUAUGAGGCGGUCAAGCAAGCUCUUCGAGUCAUCGACACCGAGGAGGAAGCGAUCUGCCGUGGGGCAAAGGGUAUGUCCUAUUGGCAGGGUGACGAUGUCACCGCCACUGAGAGGCAGGCACAACUCGAUGAAGAUGUAUCCGACGAAGAGGUGGACAUUUUGGACACCGACCAGGUUCAGGAAGUUUUCCUUGCCAUUGAGAAUUUGGACCUGUGUGAAGAUCGGGCCCUUAACUUUUUAGCAGAUUGGCAGAAACGAAAAAGGUCUUGGAGCGAGAACAAGGAGUUGAAGAAUGCCAUGAAGAAGGAUCGGCGCCAUUUCGACGAUCCGACUUCCCGUCCUCCACGAGACCGUGCAGAGGGUGGCAAGCGCAGAAAGAACAUAGCCGAGCUAAAGAAGGUCACCAAAUGCGCCAACUGCGGCGAGAAGGGCCAUUGGCGAGCUGAAUGCACUCAGCCUUAUCGGCCUCGCUACGAGAAGGAGAAGACAGGCAAGAACGCCUUUGUCUACCUGGGCUCCGCAGAUGGGCAAGGCAGCCAUCAUUUCCUCAGCAACUUCAGGACCUCGGAAGACAACUUCCUCUGUGUGCCUCCUGGCUUUGCGGUGGUGGACCCCGGAGCGGCCCAGGACUUGAUCGGUGAGAAGGCCUUCCAGUUGCUGCGGGAGAAGCUGGCAAGGGUCGGCUUGAAGCCGGUAAUCCUGGAGGAGAAGCCACCAUCAGCCUCUGGGAUUGGAGGGAAUGUGCAGCCGUUGUACACGGCCUUGACACCUGUGUUCCUCGGCGGACACCCUGGCUUGGUCAAGUUAGUGGUCUUGUCCGAGGAUGUGCCACAGCUGCUGUCCAUCGGUCUCCUCGAGCACACUGGAGCAGUGAUCGACACCACGACCAACGAGAUCAACUUCAAAGGGUUGGGCACUUCCGACAACAUGACAAAGUUGGAGUCCGGACACCGGGCACUUGACGUGGUUUCUCACGAGGUAGUGUUUGAGCCUCCUCCUGAGGUCCUUCAAGAGUAUGGGCUCUCGAAGGGGGCUUUUGUUUACUCAGACUCCGCAGCUCCGUGUGCAUGCUUGGCAGCGGCAGAGCCAGGGUUCAACAUGUAUCAAUCUCCACACGUCUCACUUUUGGUUUGGGGUUUUGGGAAACCACCGGAUCGCGUUUUGCUUGAAGAUAAGCCAUGGAACAUGUUCUUCAAAUGCACUUCCACGGAGAUGAGUCCACUAGGCAGUUGUUUUGAUGUAGCUUCGAGAGAGUCAGUAUCCAGGGAUGCGGUGUUUUUGCAGCUGUCAUCACAUGUGCAAGUGUCGUCAGCCAGUUUGAUGCAAGCAACUGCAACCAAGUGCCAGGAGAUUCAGUCAUUUUCAGAUGUAGACGGUCAUGUCUCUGAAACGUUGGAAGUUUGUGGAAUCAAGGGAACAGAAGGCAUGACAGGUGAUAGAGAGGUGAAUGCAGUGAAUCAUAGGGGCUUCCAGCACCAGAUGCGGCGCCUCCUCCGCAGCCUUCCAAUGCUGAGAGGCCUUAUCUUUUGUCUGUCCCUCCUUGCGACGUGCCAUGCAGCAGAUCAUGCGCCCGGAUGCUCUGAGCCGCCAUCGCAGCGAGCAGCUCCGGGAGUACAACCAGGCGAGGUGGUUCUCCCUGACUCGGAAGCUGCUGACCACGUCGAGGGGACCUUUUUCGAUGUCACUGCCGGCAACCGGGGCAUCAGCCAUGACCACGGCAUCAACUCCAUGUCCUCACAGGGAGGAAGACAUCAUCGAGGGGGCGAACCAAUAUGGGCGAUGGAAGAAAUGCCUGGGUUGCAACACCCAGAUCAGCUUCGACCGCUACGGGCCAAGCAACCCAGCCCUGGCAGUCCCAAAGUCUGUUCCCAAGAUCAUCCAAGAGCAUGCUGCAGUGAUGAAGGCCAAGGCGAAGCCCAGUCCCGAGAACUCCUUGUCUCGGGCAGAGCUCCAGAGUGCAUUGAGCCAGCACUCCCAGGAGCUGAUGUCAAGCCUGAGCCAGGCAUUGGGUCCCCUGAUCCAGAGCCAAGUGAUGCUGCAGGAGCAGAUGGGCUAUGUGAUGUCAAGCUCAUCGGCAACUACCAACCUCCAGGCUCAGCAGGGGCCCUUGCAGAUGCCAUUCCUUCCAGCGAACCAGGGAACGGCCCACAUCGAGGGCGACGAGGAGAUGCAGCAGAACCCCAACGAGGAUGGCUGGGAACAAUUCAACUGAGUGAUAAGCCCAGCUUGCUCAGUAGGGUUUUGUCAGAAUGCCUUCCGAGCGAAGUCUUGGAAGAACUGCAGCAUGAUGAUUGGAUGGUGUAUCCGUUCAAGGUCUCACUUUGCCAGAAUUCAUUUGUACAGCAUAGCGACUGUUUCUUAUGGCAUCCUCCAAAUGAACAUCAGGUGUUUUUAGUUUCUCGGGCCCCUGGUUUUGUGUUUGAUUUGAAGUACAGUGAUGUUUUGGAUGACCAUGAGUUUUUCUUGACCAGCAAGCAGAAGAAGUCCGUCAAGAAAGCAGCAAAUAACGCGGAGAGGACGCAAAGACCUCAAGAAAGGGCGGCGAGGACGCAAAGACCUCAACCUAGGAGUAGGGUAGCACAAGAGCAAAAGAGUUUUGACAAUAAUGCGGAGAGGACGCCAGGACCUCAAGAGGGGCUUCCCCCAGGGAUUAUUGGAAAUAAACUCAUGGGGUAUUGGGAAAAGUUCAAUACCAAUUUUCCGGGUCACUUUAGCCCUAUUGGGCUCCCUCGGGCGCUCGACCAUGCUGAAGCCAUGUUUUCGAGAGAGAAAAGCUGGAAAGUUUGUGAGCUCUUCUCUCCACCGCGAUUGACCGCUGAGAUUCUGGCAAGUCACAGCAGACAUACCACAACCUCACCACCAAGUUUUGAUCGCAAAACAGGCUGGGAGUUCAACAAUCCAGAACACCGAAGGAAGUUCUGGAAAGUGUUAGAUGAACAGUCACCAGAUGUGGUCGGAAUGUCACCAGAGUGCCGGCCAUUCAGCAUUCUUAUGAACUCCAACUGGUCCCGGAUGGACCCCUUGGAGGCUAGAAAAAUACAAGUUGAGGGUCUGGCGAUGCUCAGUUUUUGUGUGCAAGUCGCCGAAUACCAACUGUCCAAGAAGAAGUAUUUUUACAUCGAGCAGCCAGGAGAAGCUUCGAGCUGGAACACACACUCCAUCUCUUGGCUGAGGCAACAGCUCGGUGUUUUUCUCAUCUUCUUUGACCAGUGCAUGGCCGGCCUCUCAGUAAAGCCCGACACUCUGUCUCGCAAAUCCACGGGGAUACUUUGUAACCAUGGGGGCAUAGUUGUGGAGUUGUCCAAGUUUCAGUGCGAUGGGCAGCAUGAGCAUCUUCAUCUACAAGGGGGGCUUCCAAGAAAGGCACAGGAAUAUCCUCCGGAAUUGGUGUCAGCUCUACUGCGAGGAAUUGACGGCGAUGUCAACUUCAAGUCCACCAACCUGAUGGCCGAGGACUUCGGCAAUGAGGGAGACCCUCCUGAAGGCGAUGAAGAAGAAGAAGGGAGGGACCCUGAUGCCUCGGGCGUUCCUGCCCCACAGACUCCGAGGCCAGUGGUCCGGAGGGCAUCGCCCCCGCUCUCUCCUCAGCAGAAAGAGAUGCUGCAUCGUCUGCAUUGCAACAUGGGCCACGCCCCUCGGGCUCAGCUGCUCAUGAUGUUGAAAGCUGCCGGGGCGAAAGACUCAGUACUCAAGCACGUGCAGGAAGAGUUUCAAUGCGAUCAAUGCAUGCGGCAGCAUCGACCAGUUCCAAGAAAGCAAGUCACCUUUCCAAGAACUUUUUCGUUCAACCAUGUCCUUGCUGUAGAUUUUUUCUACAUUUCCUGGAUGGGAAAGACCCACGCCUUCUUAAAUGUGAUCUGCCACGGUACCAGCUUCCAGCAGGUGGGCCUCUUGAAGAACUACCUAGGCGGAUCCCCUCAUUCAAGCGCGGCGUGGGGCCUUCUCGAGUCUCUUUGGAUUCGACCUUUCGGCCUCCCUAACGUCAUUCUGAGCGAUCAAGGCUCAGAGUUCAAGCAUGUUUUUGAGAGGAAAUUGGAGCAGCAUGGCAUCAUGCAGAUAGUCACUGAUAGCGGCUCUCCUUGGCAGAAUGGUCGUUGUGAGCGACAUGGCAGCUGGGUCAAGCAGAGACUGGAGGAGGAGUUGCAAUCUGGACAGGCUACUGUCGAGUCCUCAGAGGAGCUGGAGCAGCUGACGUUGAACCUGGUGGCCUGCAAGAACCGAUACUUUCAUCGGGGAGGGUAUUCUCCAUCUCAGCUGGUCUUUGGCAUUAACCCGAGACUGCCGAGUGACCUUCUGAGCGAUGACCAACUGCAGCUACCAGCCCUUGGCGACCUGGUCUGUGAUCCAACAGAUCAAGACUCAGCCGCCUCCGAGUUUGCGAGGUCACAUGCCAUUCGCCAACGGGCCAGAGAGAUGUGUGUCAAGUCAACCCUCAAGGACAGAGUGCAACUAGGAGUGAGAAGAUAUGCCCACAAGGAGCGUACAUGGACACAAGGUCAGUGGGUUUACUGCUGGCGGAAGUUCUCAGGAACAGGAGGAGGUCAUACCACCAGAGCCCGUUGGAUGGGACCAGGCCUUGUCAUUCAACAGCAAGGUCACACAGUAUGGGUCUCCAUGAGGUCCCGAGUUUGGAAAUGUUCUUCAGACCAGCUGCGACCUGCCAACUACUCAGAGAGUUUGGGUGCCGAACUCAUGGACUCCCAGGAACUGUCUGACGUCCUCGAGAACAUCAAAGGAAAGCGCGCCACCGCUGUGGACGUCGCUUCCGAGGGCCCUCCACCUCUCGAGGCCAGUGACGCCCCGAUUGGUCAGGAUUUGACUCUUCCGGAGGGCGACCCUCGGCCAGGGCUUCAGCCAAUUCCUGAAGAAGAAGAAGAAGAACAUGCCCCGCCAAAGCCUCAGACACCUCCACAAAGGGUGGCAUUGCCUCCAGCCCCCACCACUCCAAUGCCAGCACCGCAUGUGAGAAGGGAGUCGACCCAGACAGUGGAAGAGCCACUCAUGGAGCCAAUACCCUCCACAAGAAGCCAGACGUCAGCUGAGGAGCGAGAAGAUGAGUCCAAGAGAAGGAGACUCAGCAGUGCCUCUUCACUUGACUCUGCCGGCAAGGUAAAGCGGAGGGUGGACCAAAUAGAAUCAGCGAGACUUGAAAGAGAGGCUUUGAGAUACCUGAAGCAGUUGGACAGAGAGGAGAGGGUCGAGAAGGCCAGGAGAAGACAUGCGGAGAACUCGCUGGCAGACAUUGCAGCCUCCUCAGAGCGAGCUCCAAGUGCUCCUCAGAAGCCUCCAGAAGAUCUUCCCGACGAGACACAACAACACGAUCCAGAUCUCCUAGCCUUCGAGAUCAAGUCACACAUGGAAGACUUGAUGGAAAGGCAUCUGCCUGCAUUUCAUGUCAAACCACAGCAGCAAGGGAAGGAGGUGAAUCUCCUAGCGAAACCUGCGAAAGCCAAGAAUACUGAAUUCGACAUGAAGACGGCUACAGCGGAGGAGAGACUAGGCUUCAGAGAGUCUGACGCCUCAGAAUGGGAAGCUAUACUUUCCUUGAGAGCAGUCAAGGUCUUGAACCAGCAGGAGUCGAAGAGAGUCUUAGAGCAACAUCCGGAGAGAGUGAUCUCCAGCCGCAUGAUUCGCCGCAAGAAGCCCACUCCUGGUGUCGGGUCCUUCAAGUUCAAAAGCAGAUGGUGCAUUCACGGACAUCAAGAUCCAGACACUGGUACUUUUGAAGUAUUUAGCCCAACUCCCAGCACAGAAUCAAUCACCAUGUUCUUCCAGAUCUGCGUGAACGAAACUUUGCUGGCCUGCUUCUUAGAUGCCACGAGGCAAGCUCUAUGCCAGGCCCUGCGAAGGCUGUCUGUGCCGCAGGACUGCUUGAUAGAAAUAGUGGCUCCCAUUUAUCGAUUGGAUGAUUCUCCCCUGCGAUGGCAUCGUACUCUCCUCGAGUUCUUCCAGUCACUGGGCUUCGAGAGAACACUUCUGGAACCUUGUUGGCUGGUAAAAAGAGAUGAGGACGGUAGAAUCAUGGCACAGGUUUUAAUAGAAGUGGACGACUUGAACUUCGGGAUCAAGCCCGAGUACUUAGAGACCUUGAAAGCAGCCCUCGAGGAGAGAUUCAUCUUUGGAAAGAUGGAAUUCCAAGAAGCAGAUUUUGCGGGUAGGCACAUCAAGGUGGAGAAGGACAAGGUCAUCAUGCACCAAGAGAAGUACAUCCUUGAGAAGAUCUUUCCACACAAACUCCCCAGAGGGAAGCUGAGAGACAGAACAGCCUUGCUUGAUCCUGAAGAUUUUGAGGCGCACCGGUCUCUCUUGUACAAGGUCAAUUGGGUCGCUCACCAGACCCGCCCAGAGGCGGCUGGCAUUGUCAGUUUACUAGCCUCGCGGCUCCACCAUGCCACGGUGCAUGACCUGAGCUGCUUGAACAAGAUCGCCGUCCACCUGAGAAGCACUGCUAGACAAGCAUUGAUCCUCCACCAGUUUGACAGCGAGAAGAUGGUCUUUGUUGCCGCAUCCGAUGCAGGAGGUAUCGAUGGAAAACCUAUCCUGAAUUCCAAUGAAGACACGGUUCAAGGAGCUUGGGUCAUCCUGGCCACAGGCUCUCUUCCAUCAGCAUCACACGGCAGGAAAGCUUCUAUCCUGUCGUGGAGGUCAUCAAAGAUCAAGAGGCGUGUUGCCUCCACCCUAGCUGGAGAAGCUCUUGCAUUUUCUCAAGCGCUUGGAGAAUUAGAGUGGCUACAAGUCAUGUUUAGAGAUGUAGUCUUUGGGGAUGUUUUGAGAUCAAACUGGCAAGCUUCCAUUUCUCCUUUCCUCGGCGUGUUGAGAGAAGAGUGCGAGCUGAAAAAGAGACUGGAGCAGUGUGGCAUCACAGACGCCAAGAUGAUAGCUGACUCCCUGACAAAAGACGACUUGAGCAAGUCCAACGGGGCGCUUGAAGAACUUCUGAGAACCGGCCGUUUCUGCGUAUGGGAUGAGAGCGAUGAAUUAGCUAGGAGAAAGACUGACCCCUCUAGCAAGAAUAGGUCCAGGAAGGCCUCUGAGAAGAUCAGAGGUCGCUAUGAGGAACCUGAAUUCUAUGAGUUCUCUACCUUGGCAUGCAUUGGCAUCUAUUUGAUCCUGCGAGCUCACAAGUUCGAGCUCAGACACGAUGAGGAUGGCACUGGCGUGGCCAUUGUGGGCAUGGGCAUGCUCAUCUUCGCGCAGUCCAUGAUGGUCUUCAGCGCUGAUCCGCCGCGCGUGCCGAAGGCGGCGCUGCUAGCCUUCAAGGGUUUGCUUUGCGUCUUCUCUCUCUAUGCUUUGGUCACAACAGCGUCGAAGCGUUCCAUGCCAUGGCCCCUAUGGUGCCUUUUCUUUGUUUACGUCAUUUCGUCGUAA
Molecule: messenger RNA, 8160 nt
Organism: Cladocopium goreaui
Lineage: Eukaryota; Dinophyceae; Suessiales; Symbiodiniaceae
Source: the annotation of a GenBank genome assembly